This is a messenger RNA of Raphanus sativus (radish), 1308 nucleotides long. RefSeq names its product beta carbonic anhydrase 5, chloroplastic. The coding region runs from base 120 to 1076 and encodes 318 amino acids. Lineage: Eukaryota; Viridiplantae; Streptophyta; Magnoliopsida; Brassicales; Brassicaceae. The transcript is spliced from 9 exons. The record is from RefSeq and is a predicted model, not a curated record. Gene Ontology annotation, biological process: carbon utilization. Gene Ontology annotation, molecular function: carbonate dehydratase activity; zinc ion binding.
UGUAUCAAUGGAGUAAAUGCAUUUUGACUUUUUAAAAAAAGGCUGACACGACACAGAGAAAAAAAAACUUUGGUUUCUCCGUCUUUGUUGGAGCAAUGCCUCUUCUCUCUCUCAAAUGAAUGCUCUUCAGAUGCUUUGUCCCUUGUUGUCCCAGAUUCGAAUUGCCCGACUUUCCUUUCAUGGCAUUCUCUAUCUCCAAUGAUCCUUCGUCUCUCCUUAGUCUCCAAACCCAACGAUCGAUCUUCGGUUACAAGGACAAAGUAAAGGACUUUGAGAAAACCCAGUUGAGGAUUCCCGCUUCUUUCAGAAGAAAAGCUGUCAACUUGCAAAUGAUGGCGUCUGGAAAGAUACCUGGACUGACUCAGGAAGCUAACGACUGCACUUAUGAAGCUACAAUCGAUACAGAAAAUAACACUGACGUAUUCAGCGACAUGAAACAGCGGUUCCGCGCCUUCAAAAAGCUAAAGUACAUGGAUAACUUAGAACACUUCAAAAAACUAGCAGAUGCUCAAGCACCAAAGUUUCUGGUGAUUGCUUGUGCAGACUCUAGGGUUUGUCCUUCAGCCGUCCUGGGAUUUCAACCUGGUGAAGCAUUCACUGUUCGUAACAUUGCAAAUUUAGUACCUCCAUAUAAGUCUGGACCUACUGAGACAAAAGCUGCUCUCCAGUUCUCUGUGAAUACUCUUGAAGUGGAGAACAUCUUAGUUAUUGGUCAUAGCCGCUGUGGUGGAAUUCAAGCUUUAAUGGGCAUGGAAGAAGUAGAUUCCAGAAGUUUCAUACAUAACUGGGUAAUCGUGGGGAAAAAGGCAAAGGAAAGCACAAAAGCUGUUGCUUCAAACCUCCAUUUUGAUCAUCAGUGUCAACAUUGUGAAAAGACGUCGAUUAAUCAUUCAUUAGAAAGACUGCUUGGUUAUCCGUGGAUAGAAGAGAAAGUGCUGAAGGGAUCACUGUCCCUCCAUGGUGGGUACUAUGAUUUUGUGAACUGUACAUUUGAGAAAUGGACCGUUGAUUAUGGAGGAAGCAGAGGCAAGAAAGAAAGCACUGGGAUUGCUGUUAAAAACCGGUCUGUUUGGUGAUGACUAAUGACCAUCUCCAUAAUUUUGUUGCAGUUGUUGUGUGUUGAAAAGAUCAUUUCGUAAUGCUACUACGUCUCAUAAAGGUUUAACUUUGGGAGAUCCCUGCAGGCGGGGACUUGCGUUUGUUUUAUCAUUUAUAUGGCUUGUGAAUUCAUGUUUCUACGUUUUUGUCCAUUGUAGUGGGAUUAGAGGUAUACAAUCAUACAAUCAAUAUUCAAUACAGUUUUAUAUA